Molecule: messenger RNA, 1806 nt
Organism: Oncorhynchus tshawytscha (Chinook salmon)
Lineage: Eukaryota; Metazoa; Chordata; Actinopteri; Salmoniformes; Salmonidae
Product: zinc finger protein OZF-like
Exons: 2
Coding region: 146-1699 (517 amino acids)
Cellular component (GO): nucleus
Source: RefSeq, a predicted model, not a curated record
UAUCACAUUAAAAGAAGAAGAGAAAGAUAUCACAUUAAAAGAAGAGAAAGAUAUCACAUUGAAUGAAGAAGAGGAGAAGGUUAUCACAUUGAAAGAAGAGGAGAAAGAUAUCACAUUGAAUGAAGAGAAGAAAGAAGCUUUUGGAAUGAAAGAAGAAGAGGAGAAAUCUGUCACAUUGAAAGAAGAAGAGAAAGAUAUAACAUUGAAUGAAGAAGAGGAGAAAUAUAUCACAUUGAAUGAAGAGGAGGAGAAAGAUAUCACAUUGAAUGAAGAGGAGGAGAAAGAUAUCACAUUGAAUGAAGAAGAAGAGAAAGAUAUCACAUUGAAUGAAGAGGAGGAGAAAGAUAUCACAUUGAAAAAAGAAGAUGAUGUAACAGUGAAAGAUGAGGAAGAAGCUUUCAGGGCGGAGGGGAAGGAUGAAGAGGAGAAGACUGGAGAUCUGAUUAACACCAAAGAGAGACCAGACUCUCACAGCGGGAAGAGUCCUUCAGAAGAAGCAGCCCCAAAGACAUCCAAACCAGUAAGACCACAUGACUGCUCCCAGUGUGGAAAGAGAUUUAUCAGAUUAGGGCACCUGAAAGAACAUAAGAAAACACACACAGGAGAGAACCCUUUCUACUGCUCCCAGUGUGGAAAGAGUUUUAGACACUCAGGCCAUCUUAAAGUGCAUGCAAGAAAACAUACUGGAGAGAUGCCAUAUCAAUGCUCCCAGUGCGAUUUUUUCUUUUACUCAUCAGGGGUCCUUAAAUCACAUGAGAGAACACACUUAGGAGAGAGGCCAUUUCAAUGCUCUCAGUGUGGAAAGAGUUUUACCCGGUCAGGGAAUCUGAAUAUGCAUUUGAGAACACACACAGGGGAGAAGCCUUUCCACUGCUCCCUGUGUGGAAAGAGUUUUACCUGGUUAGGGAACUUGAAAGUGCAUGAGAGAAUACACACAGGAGAGAAGCCUUUCCACUGCUCCCUGUGUGGAAAAAGGUUUACCUAUUUAGUGACACUGAAGAAGCAUGAGUUGACACACACAGGGGAGAAGCCUUUCCAAUGCUCCAAAUGUGGAAAGAGUUUUACCCAGUUAGUGAACCUGAAAAGGCAUGAAGGAACACACACAGGAGAGAAGCCUUUCCACUGCUCCUUGUGUGGUAAGCGUUUUACCCAGUUAGUGAACCUGAGAAGGCAUGAAAGAACACACACUGGAGAGAAGCCAUAUCAAUGCUCCCAGUGUGGAAAUAUAUUUUUCUCAUCACGUGACCUGAAAUCACAUGAGAAAACUCACUUAUCAGAGAGGCAUUUCCAAUGUUCUCAGUGUGGAAAGAGUUUUACCCGGUUAGGGAACCUGAAUAGGCAUUUGAGAACACACACAGGGGAGAAGCCCUACCACUGCUUAGACUGUGGAAAGAGCUUUACCCAGCAAGGGGACCUGAAAUCACAUGAGCGGACACACACAGGAGAUAAGCCUUUCCAAUGUUCCCAGUGUGGAAAAAGUUUUGCCUGCUUAGGGAACUUGAAAAUGCAUAAGAGAACACACACAGGAGAGAAGCCUUUCCACUGCUCCCUGUGUGGAAAGAGUUUUACCUAUUUAGGGACACUGAAAAAGCAUGAGAUGACACACACAGGAGAGAAGCCUUUCCAAUGCUCCCAAUGUGGAAAGAGUUUUACCCAGUUAGUGAACCUGAAAAGGCAUGAAGGCACACACACAGGAUAGAAGCCUCUCCAAUGUUCUCAUUGUGGAAAGAUAUUUUCCCAGUCAGAGGACCUGAAAUCACAUGAGAGAAUAGAGAGGCUGUGUGUUGACAUACAGUACCAGUCAAA